Molecule: messenger RNA, 4806 nt
Organism: Salvelinus sp. IW2-2015
Lineage: Eukaryota; Metazoa; Chordata; Actinopteri; Salmoniformes; Salmonidae
Product: kinesin-like protein KIF26B
Biological process (GO): microtubule-based movement
Molecular function (GO): ATP binding; microtubule motor activity; microtubule binding
Source: RefSeq, a predicted model, not a curated record
CCUCCAGGUAAAUCCUACACCAUGAUAGGUGGUGAUGAGUCCAUGCAGACUCUGGGGAUCAUCCCCUGUGCCAUCUCCUGGCUCUUCAAACUCAUCAACGAGAGGAAGGAGAAGACAGGAGCACGUUUCUCUGUCCGAGUCUCCGCCGUAGAGGUGUGGGGUAAAGAGGAGAACCUGAAGGACUUGCUAUCUGAAGUGGCUACAGGCAGUUUGCAGGACAGCCAGUCCCCUGGAGUCUACCUCUGCGAGGACCCCAUCUGUGGCAUGCAGCUCCAGAACCAGAGUGAGCUGCGAGCCCCCACGCCAGAGAAAGCAGCCUUCUUCCUGGAUGCAGCCAUAGCAGCUCGCUACAGCAGCAGAGAUCACGCCGACCCGGAGGAACAUCUCAACUCACACAUGCUGUUCACACUGCACAUCUACCAGUACCGCAUGGAGAAGACUGGCAAGGGAGGGAUGUCAGGAGGUCGCAGUAGGCUCCACCUGAUAGACCUGGGCAGCUGUGUGAAGGUGCUAGGAGGAGGGAAGGGCAGAGACAGCAGCGGUAGUAGCAGCACCACAGCAGCAGGGCUGUGUCUGUCUCUCUCUGCGCUGGGGAACGUCAUCCUGGCUCUGGUCAACGGCAGCAAACACAUCCCUUACAAGGACAGUAAGCUGUCCAUGCUACUGAGAGAGUCGCUGGGCAACAUGAACUGCCGGACUACCAUGAUCGCUCACAUCUCCUCGUCGCCUAGCAACUUCUCUGACACGCUCUCCACGAUCCAGAUCGCCUCGCGCCUCCUCCGCAUGAAGAAGAAGAAGACCAAAGUCAGCAUGCAAUACACGUCCAGUUCGUCAGGGGGUGAGAGUUCGUGUGAGGAGGGGCGUAUGCGUCGCCCCACUCACCUGAGACCGUUCCACUCCCGUAGCUCUGCAGACUCAGACCUGCCUCUGCUGCACCUCUCCAGCGACCCAGACAACUACUCCAGCAGCGAGCAGUCCUGUGACACUGUCAUCUAUGUGGGUCCCAAUGGGGGUGCCAUCUCGGACCGUGAGCUGACCGACAAUGAGGGACCGCCAGAGUUCGUCCCCAUCGUCCCUGUUUUGCUGAAGAGCAAAGCCGAGUCUGGCGUCGAGCCGACUACGCCGCCUCUGCAGCAGCAGACAGUACUCCCCCAGGCUCAGCUUGUCCCUACACAGACACACACCCAGCCCACUACCCUGCCUACCGAGCCCCUCAACGCCGUCAACCAGCCCCCGCUCCCCCUCCUCCAGCCCCCACUCCCUCUCCUCCAGCCCCUGGGUCAUCCCCUGCCCCCCGUGCCAGAGGAAGGGGCGGAGUGCCUGAAGUGCAACACCUUCGCUGAGCUGCAGGAGCGUCUGGAGUGUAUCGACGGGAGCGAGGAGGUGGCAAAGCUCCCCUUCGAGGAGGUGCCGGCUAACAGYGGGGCUAAGCCCGACACCCUGGUUCCCCCAGGGUCUGAGACGGAGCGUAAAGAAGGGGGGGUGGAGAAAGUAGAGCCCCUCAGGAGGAUGUCCAACGACCAGCAGCUCCAGGAGAUCAGGGAGGUGGUGGAGGAGGCAGAACUGGCCCAGACCAUGAUAGAGAGUCUGAGCCUGACCGGCAGCUGCAGUGUGACGGGUAGCAGUGGAGCAGGACAUACCAACACCAACCCUCUACAGAGGGCCAAGAGUGCCAGCCUCCAUGACAGUCGUGAGUCUCUGAGCGCGGGCAGUAGCAGUGAUGGUAAGCCCCGCCCCCUGGGCUCUCCUCGGCUGGGCAUCGCAUCUCUUACCAAGACCUCUGACUACAGACCUCCCUCCUCACCCUCACAGCGCUGCAAGGUCUACACCCAGAAGGGUGUGAUGCCGGGAACGCCCCCCUUGUCCUGCCAGAGUCUGUCUACUGCAGACAGCCUGGCUGCAGACAGUGUGAGGUCCUCUACAGAGUCCCUGCUGCAGCCGGUGUCCCUGUCCAGAACCUCCCCCGCGGGGAUGAGUCCCUGGGUCCUCAAACGGACCAACUCCUCGUCUGCUAGCCUGGGGUCGGCUGACACGCUGUGUGAUGAGAAUGUUCCUCAGAUUCCUCUGGAUGGACGCAGGGAUACCCCAGCUCCAGCCCCCAACCACUCCUCCAUCCCAGCCGACCCUAGCUCUCUGGAGGAAGACGAGCUGGUGUUCACCCUGGGGUGUAAGGAGGGGCUGGAGGUCCGGGGCCUGCUGGAGAGUGGCGGCCGUCCCACCAGCAUCAUUAGCUUCAGCAGCGACUGUUCCGUCACUGCCCUGGACUCGGGGUCCCGCCCUAUCUCCAUCAACAGCAGCAUCAGCGAGGACCUGGAGCGCUAUGGAAUCAACACUACUGUCAUUGCUACGACCACCAGGGUGAUCCCCAUAACAACCGCCUCCGUCGCCGGAGUGAUCGCCAUGGCGGAGGUCAGCAUGGCAAAGCUUCAUGUGGAAGGAGAGGCGAUGGCGGCGGUGCCUAGCCGACGGUCAUCCAUCUCAUCGUGGCUAAGUGACCUGAGUGUUGUUAGCGACGGAGAUCAAUCUCUGCACAGCUUCAGCCAGUCUCAUGGACACGGGGAGGCUCUGGCCGAACCAGACCCCACACAGGUCCCUCUCUGUGGGGCAAAGGAGCAGGACGAGGCGUCCCUGGGUUAUGGACGAAGGAAGACUCCUGAGAGUGAAGUAGCAUUGUCUGGAGAUGUAAAAGGGAAAGAGACUAAAGAGAGGCUGAAGAGACUGCCCCCCUCCCUGGGUAAGACCACCAUCUCCCUCUCUGACAUGCAGACCCUGGGGGCCUCCAGCAACUUCCUCCCCUUCAAGACCAACAUUACAGUCCACCCCUGUGUGGCCGUCAAACCCAUGGUCAUACUCUCCUCCCUUACCAGGACUCACCUGCUGCCCAAGGACCCAGCCAAGACUGCCCCAGCSCUGGUCCUGGCCUCCAUGUCCAGCGAGCUCAGCUUCGAUGACCCCUGGAUGAAGAGAGACGGGGUGGACGUGAGGCCCAAGGAGCUGGUGUGUGAGAUGAAGCCAGAGAAGUGGGUGGUGGAUCCACCAGUCAAGACAGACCCAGCUAAGAGCAGCCAGGCCUGGCCCCAGGGCGAUAGGGCCAGUAGGGUGGACAGUGGCUAUGGAGGGGACCGUCACAGCUCCAGCAGCGGGGAGGCCAUCUCCUCUCCAGACUCCUGUAAGAGGGUAGUGGACAGCUCUGAGAUGGUGCUGGUCAGUUCUGGGGAGUGUCUGGUGACUCCUGUCUACUCUGCCGACAUCCUGCGCACCGCCAGUCUGCCCCGUGGCUGGCACCGGCUCAACCGCCACGACGGCCUAUAUGAGGACCCACUCCGCUACGACGCUAACGGAGGAGGGGGGGAGUACCGAGGCCUGGGGGUCACCUCCUCCACCCCCUGUAGUCCCAGGGCGACCCUGGACCGAAGGGGGUAUUCCGGGAAACAUGGCCUGUUUUCCCGCCAGAAAGGUAUCCCACCGCUGCCACCAGUACGCAAGUCCAGUCUGGACCAGAAGAACAGGGCAGGAGGCCCCCUCAGCCCCAUGCACGCAGCCAGCCAUGGCCUCUCCUUCUUGAGGAGUACCCCGGAGGACCUGGGCGUGCUUGGAGGAGGUGGAGGGAAACAGAAGGGGUGUAAUGUGGAGAGCAGCAGGUUAUUCAGUGCUAAACUAGAGCAACUGGCUAACAGAACCAACUCUCUGGGUCGGUCCCAUGGAGGUCACAGCUCUCAUGGCCCCCACUACGACUGCCUCUCUUUGGAGAGGGGGGAGGCCCUCAGCUCAUUGGGCUGGAAGGUGGCAGCCGGAAGGGGGAGGGGGGACUGCACCAUGCCCCGUACCGGACGCAGCCUCACCCGUGGCGGCUCAUUGUCAUCCUCCUCCCCUAAAGGAAACGGUUCCGGUAACAGCCCUGGCAGCGCUCCCCAGUCACCCAAGUCGAGCCAGUCCAAGAUCUCAGCGGUCAGCAAGCUCCUGAUGGCCAGCCCUAAGGCCCGGAGCCUGUCAGCCUCCAGCACCAAGYCACUCAGCUUCUCCACCAAGUCUCUGCCCCAGUCUGUCAACCGCAGCUCCAGUCUGCCUCCCAACGGCAAGCCCCAGGCUCAGGGUCAGACCUCCACCCACGGUCAGGGACAGAACCAGGCACCCAGCUCUGGCUCCUGGUCCACCCAGUCUCUGAGUCGCAACCGAGGGGGAGACCUGGCCGCCAAGCUGCCUCUGAGAGCCGUCAACGGACGCAUCUCCGAGCUGCUCCAGGGCAGCGGAGGCUCUCGAUCCGCUGGUCACAACCGAGGAGGAAGCUCCGAGGCUGGGGAGGAGAGGGGCGCUGGAGGGGGUGGAGGUGGUGRCGGGGCACAGGGAGAGGAGAGACCUUUGGUAGUCCACACCCUCCCGUCUCCCUACAGUAAGAUCACAGCGCCCAGGCGGCCGCAUCGCUGCAGCAGCGGUCAUGCCAGUGACAACAGCAGUGUUCUGAGUGGAGAGCUGCCCCCGGCCAUGGGGAAGACAGCCCUGUUCUACCACAGCGGGGGCAGCAGUGGCUAUGAGAGCAUGUUGAGGGACAGCGAGGCCACAGGAAGCACCUCCUCUGCCCAGGACUCUCUGAGUGAACACAGCUCAGCCACCAGCAGCAGCCGCCGCAGCCUCAAGAACAACAAGAAGAAGAACAACAGCACAGGCUGGGCCCCCUUGACAUCCUCUACCUCCAAAGCUGCCCUACAUCCCCUCAACCCCCCACCCACCCCACCAUCCAGAGGUACAGAGGUGGUUUAUUUCAGUGCUAAGCUGAAGAUCUUGGAAAACAGGCAGCAGCGAAUAUGA